AUGCCAAGAGUAGCUAUCAUCAUUUACACACUAUAUGGUCACGUUGCUGCCACCGCAGAGGCAGAAAAGAAGGGUAUUGAAGCCGCCGGUGGCUCUGCAGACAUUUACCAGGUGGAGGAAACUUUGUCCCCGGAAGUUGUCAAGGCCCUUGGCGGUGCCCCAAAGCCAGAUUACCCAAUUGCCACUCAAGAUACAUUGACCGAAUAUGAUGCCUUUUUAUUUGGUAUUCCAACUAGAUUCGGUAACUUCCCUGCUCAAUGGAAGGCUUUCUGGGACCGUACCGGUGGGUUGUGGGCUAAAGGUGCUCUACAUGGUAAGGUCGCCGGUUGUUUCGUCUCCACCGGAACUGGUGGUGGUAAUGAAGCCACAAUUAUGAACUCUCUGUCUACUUUGGCCCACCACGGUAUCAUUUUUGUCCCAUUAGGUUACAAGAAUGUUUUUGCCGAAUUGACUAAUAUGGAUGAAGUUCAUGGUGGUUCACCAUGGGGUGCAGGGACCAUUGCUGGCAGUGACGGUUCAAGAUCUCCUUCUGCUUUGGAACUGCAGGUACACGAAAUUCAAGGCAAAACUUUCUAUGAAACCGUUGCGAAGUUUUGA
Molecule: messenger RNA, 597 nt
Organism: Saccharomyces paradoxus
Lineage: Eukaryota; Fungi; Ascomycota; Saccharomycetes; Saccharomycetales; Saccharomycetaceae
Gene: PST2
Product: flavodoxin-like fold family protein
Exons: 1
Coding region: 1-597 (198 amino acids)
Molecular function (GO): NAD(P)H dehydrogenase (quinone) activity; FMN binding
Source: RefSeq, a predicted model, not a curated record